Sinocyclocheilus grahami is the source of this 2610-nucleotide messenger RNA. RefSeq names its product ovostatin-like. The transcript is spliced from 20 exons. Gene Ontology annotation, molecular function: endopeptidase inhibitor activity. NCBI's taxonomy places the organism in Eukaryota, Metazoa, Chordata, Actinopteri, Cypriniformes, Cyprinidae. The record is from RefSeq and is a predicted model, not a curated record. The coding region runs from base 64 to 2601 and encodes 845 amino acids.
AUGAGACUCCCUUUAUAAGAGACGGCUCAGUUCAUGUCAAGACCUGGUUGAUCACUCGUCAUCAUGGAUCUGAACAUUAACUGCUGUUGGAAAUGGCUCCUUCUGUUCUCUCUCCUUCUUGUCUGUGUCAAUGGACAAACGUCAGGGCCAUCUUUCACGGUGACAUUUCCUGCAGUGAUCGAGUCGGGAUCUGAGGCCAAACUUUGUGCAAGUCUUCUCAAGCCCAAUGAAAGCCUUGUCAUGAACAUUUAUGUGGUUCAUGGUGACCAGAGCACUUUAAUGCUGCAGGAGAAAGCUGAGGAAGAGUUUCACCGCUGCUUUAACUUCAAGGCUCCUCUGGUAGAAGCAGAAUCAGUGCAGAGAAUGAAGGUAGAACUUCAAGGAGAGUCUUUCAAGAUGACUGAAGAGAGAAAAGUCAUGUUCAGAUCUUACCAUCCUCUGACCUUUAUCCAGACUGAUAAACCCAUUUAUAUUCCAGGACAGACAGUGAAUUUUAGAGUUGUUACCCUGGAUAAAAACUUUUCGCCGCUUGAUCAGCAGUAUAGUACAGUGGUACUUGAGGACAGUAAAGGUAACAGAAUUGGUCAAUGGACAAAUGUUUCUUCAACAAGCUGGAUUUUGGAGCGUUCUUAUGAAUUAAACCCGGAAAGCCAUCAAGGUGUGUACAGACUGAAGGCUUAUAUUGGUGACCGGAUGAUCUCACAUGAUUUUGAGGUGAAAAAAUAUGUUUUGCCUAAGUUUGAAGUUACUGUUACAGCACCAGAGACAGUGAGCAUAGAUGAUGAGUUAAUGGCAGUUGAGGUUUGUGGAAAAUACACGUACGGGCAGUCUGUAUCUGGUAAAUCAUGGGUGAAAGUGUGUCGUGAUAUUCCACGCUACACUUACAGGCGUGACGAACACAGUCCAAUAUGUGUGAAUGAAACCACUGAGAUGAAAAAGACAGGCUGUGCCAUCCAUACCUUAGAUAUAUCUACCUUUUUAAACUCAACAUACAAUGAUCGACUAGAAAAUUCUCUUCAUGUUGAAGCAACAGUCACAGAAGAAGGAACAGAGAUCACCAUGACAAAAUCUGAAACUAUAUCUCUCACUUAUGAAAUUGGCAAAUGCACACUUACUGACCUGCCCAAAACAUAUGAACAUGGAUCAGUUAUAGAAGGAAAAAUCAAACUCUCAAAUUUCAAAGGCGCACCAAUACAAAACAAAGUGGUUUAUCUUUUGGAGGGUGAAACCUGGUCCUCAAAACUGCUCCUAAAUCUCACUACAGACAGUGAUGGACUGGCCAGCUUCUCUCUUAAUAUGUCUAGUCUUCCUGAAAAAGAUAUUAAUCUGAUGGCAAGUGUGUAUCCAGCAUUUCAUUAUCAUGGUUACAAAACACCUUUCUUCUCUACGGAUAGUAAAACAGUUCAGCUUUUCCGGGCUGCCACUCCAUACACCCCAACAUUAAGUGAACUGAUUAUAGAAAAUAUUGAGCAACCAUUACAGUGUGAUGCUGAGUUUACAGUGACCAUCAAGUAUUAUUUUGUUGGAGAGACUGUUGAAGGCUUCAAAACUGACAUUGUCUAUAUGGUCGUGUCCAGAGGAGUGAUCGUUCAUCAUGGAUAUGAGAAGGUUGAAGUGAAGUCUUCUAAUGGAGCAGCAAGUGGCACAGUGUCGUUCAAACUGUCUGUUGGUGCAGAUCUGGCUCCUGCAGUGCAGAUUCUGACCUACUGUGUUCUGCCCAGUGAAAAUGUUGUUGCUCGUAGCACAACAUUUGACAUUGAAAAGUGUUUCAAAAACAAGGUGUCUCUGCAGUUUUCUCCUGCUAAAGCAGUUCCUGGUGAGAAAAACACUCUCCAGCUCUCAGCUCAGCCUGGUUCACUGUGCGGCCUCAGUGCUGUAGAUAAGAGUGUCCUGAUCCUGAAGCCAGGAGAACGUCUGGAUACUGACAAGAUCUUCAACCUGCUGCCAGUGCAAUCAGUGUCAAAUUAUCCUUACAGCGUUGAAGAUGAGCAGGCGUGUCUGCAUGUGAGACCCCGUCGAGCUGUACUGACAGACAACGCCUAUGAAUCCUUAAAGAGUGUGGGGCUGAAAAUGGCUACAAAUUUGGCUGUGCGAGUCCCUAAGUGUCUGUCAUACAAGGGCUUGACUUAUCACAGAUAUGAAGUUGAAGGGAUGCUUAAUUAUUACAGUCGAACUGGUAUAGCGCAUGAUUUGAAUGAAGGAGACUCAUCUGUUGAAGUGACAGUUCGUACUGUCUUUCCUGAAACAUGGAUUUGGCAACUUGCUGCAGUUGGGGACUCUGGAUCAGCUCAGGUUCCUGUCACAGUUCCUGACACCAUCACCUCUUGGGACACGGAGGCCUUCUGUCUGUCCUCCAAAGGUCUUGGUCUGGCUCCUCCUGCUCAGCUGACAGUUUUCCAGCCCUUCUUCCUGGAGCUCUCUCUGCCUUACUCCAUCAUCCGUGGGGAGAUAUUUGAGCUGAAGGCCACUGUCUUCAACUAUCUGUCCAAGUGCAUCAUGGUUAAAGUGACUCCAGCUCCUUCCUCAGACUACACUCUCAAAGCCUCCUCUGAUGAUCAGUAUUCAUCCUGUCUAUGUGCUAAUGGAAGAAAAACCUUUUAAUGGAUCCUC